This is a messenger RNA of Sporisorium graminicola, 1428 nucleotides long. RefSeq lists its product as uncharacterized. The record is from RefSeq and is a predicted model, not a curated record. The transcript has a single exon. Gene Ontology annotation, molecular function: phosphopantetheine binding. Bases 1 to 1428 code for a protein of 475 amino acids. Gene Ontology annotation, cellular component: cytoplasm. Lineage: Eukaryota; Fungi; Basidiomycota; Ustilaginomycetes; Ustilaginales; Ustilaginaceae. Gene Ontology annotation, biological process: amino acid activation for nonribosomal peptide biosynthetic process; secondary metabolite biosynthetic process.
AUGUUCGUCAGUCACCUCCCUGCCAUUGCGCCAUUGUACGGAGAUGCUACUCCCCUCUUUACUCAGUUUGAGAAGGGAUACAUGCUCGGCUCUAUGGCUGAUGCGGCUUGCAAGCACGGUCUGCGCUUCCACCUAGAGCCAACAGCGAACGAGGUUACUUCAAGGUCGGAGCAUCUGAAGCUCAUUUCGGAGUUGGGUCUAGACCGCAGUCAGUACCUCGCGCUUGGUGGCGCAGUGCUCUUUGCUCCAUCUUUCAAUUCAGCCUCACGCUGCAAAAUUGGCAAAGUUGACGUCUCCUUCGAAAACAAGAUCCGUGCUUUCGAUAUCGAAUCGUCGAGCCGUAGGGGCGAUCUCACCUUGAAGGAAAUCAAGGUAGACUGGGAUCUGUCAAAGCAGCCGCUUGCUUUCCAUCACAAUGCCUCUCUGCUGCAAGCUGCUACAAGUGUUGUCACUGUGGCUUCCUCAGAGAGUCCUGUCAUGUCUGCUGUCUUUGCCCAGCUAUUCAUGGAGGUCGGGAUCUCAAGUUCGUCCGAGGACACGCCUUCAUUGGGAUGGACUCAAAGUCCGUGGAUCUGCGAUGACUGGGCCUCUUCGUUCGAAGAAGGAUUUGGUUGUAAGCACGAUAUUAUCUUGCUCGGUGGCAUCGUGUCAACGGAGGAGGACAAAACGCAGCCGAACUUUAAUCCGCUUGAGUUGGCAAACGAGCAGCUGUCCAAGUCACUGCCAGCAUACAUGCUCCUCUCUUCGCUAAUGCCCAUCUUCGGAGGUCUUCCACUCUCUGGAAAUGGCAAGAUCGAUCACACCAAGCUGCUCGAGCUACACAACGCGUACGCAGCAACGACGGGCGCGCAAAACAGCGCCGAUGGCCAGUAUCCAGAAACACCUCAGGAAGUUGGCAUCGCUCAAGCUAUAGCCGAGGCAUUGGACGUUCCUGUCGCUUCAAUCUUGCUCAACUCGAGCUUCUUCCAGCUCGGUGGCAACUCGCUGUCUUCCAUCAAGCUGCAGGGCCUUCUUCGUCAGCAUCUUGAUGCAGAACUGGACCUCAAGACAAUCUUCCGUCAGCCGACGGUCAAGGGCAUUGAUGCAGCCAUUUCAAAGGUCCGUGGCACGAUCACCUCGAACUCAAAGCAAAGCAGCGCUUCUUCGCUCUCGGUCAUGGCCCGAUUGGAAGGACCCGAGCAUCAGCACGAACCUUUCCCUCUGACUGCGAUCCAGGAGGCGUAUCUCUUAGGACGUAGUUCCGCCUUCACCCUCGGUAACAUUGCCACUCACGCCUAUUUGGAGUUCGAAACGCCUUCUAGCAUGACACCGAAGCACCUGACGACGAUCAUUCAUGCUCUCGUUAAAAGUCAUGAUGCUCUGCGUCUGGUUUUCGACUUUGAUACUCAGAUGCAACGCGUGCUGGAUAUCGACGAGCUUCCACAAUGA